Molecule: messenger RNA, 2284 nt
Organism: Ailuropoda melanoleuca (giant panda)
Lineage: Eukaryota; Metazoa; Chordata; Mammalia; Carnivora; Ursidae
Gene: HCCS
Product: holocytochrome c synthase
Exons: 7
Coding region: 201-1019 (272 amino acids)
Biological process (GO): cytochrome c-heme linkage
Cellular component (GO): mitochondrion
Molecular function (GO): holocytochrome-c synthase activity
Source: RefSeq, a predicted model, not a curated record
CUUCGGAAAAGGAAGGAGCGGUACGCUGGGGCGCCGGCGGUGACCGCGAGGAUAGCGGUGACCGUUCUGGGAGAAGGCGGCCGCGGCUUGGCGGUUAGAGGAGGGGCCGGCUCCUCGGAGCGGCUUGGGACUGGAGUCAGGUGCGGAGUGGCAGGCUGGCUGAGGCCGAAUUGUUUGGACUCAGCCCGGCAUCUCCAACCAUGGGUUUGUCAGCAUCUACCCCUGCUGUUGCAGUCCAGAGCUCAAACGCUUCAGAUCAUCAGACGGCAUCCCCGCCUUCAGGAUGUCCCAUGCAUGAAGGGAAAAUGAAAGGCUGUCCAGUGAGCACAGAGCCGUCUAACCCAACUUGUGAGAACAAAAUGAACUCUGUGCCUGCCCACCAAGAUCGUGCGUAUGAGUACGUGCAGUGUCCUGUUACGGGUGCUGUGGCUGAGAAUAAGGAGAACCUAGAUCCUUCUAAUCUGAUGCCACCACCUAAUCAGAUGCCAGCCCCCGACCAGCCGUUCGCACUGUCUACUGUGAGAGAGGAGUCCUCCAUACCCAGAGCAGAUUCGGAGAAAAAGUGGGUUUAUCCUUCCGAACAGAUGUUCUGGAAUGCGAUGUUACGGAAAGGGUGGAAGUGGAAGGAUGAUGAUAUUAGUCAGAAAGAUAUGUAUAAUAUCAUCAGAAUUCACAAUCAGAAUAACGAGCAAGCCUGGAAGGAGAUUUUGAAGUGGGAAGCCCUUCAUGCUGCGGAGUGUCCUUGUGGUCCAUCGUUGAUCCGGUUCGGAGGUAAAGCGAAAGAGUAUUCACCAAGGGCAAGAAUUCGUUCCUGGAUGGGGUACGAGUUGCCUUUCGACAGGCAUGAUUGGAUCAUCAACCGUUGUGGGACGGAAGUCAGAUAUGUCAUCGACUACUACGACGGCGGGGAGGUCAACCAGGACUACCAGUUCACCAUCUUGGACGUCCGGCCCGCCUUGGAUUCGCUCUCGGCGGUGUGGGACAGGAUGAAGGUCGCAUGGUGGCGCUGGACUUCCUAAGUGCUGUUUUGUUAGAGAUGGGAAAAUAGAAACUAUUUUUCUUCCAAGCAAUACAUUAAACCAUUUUCCCCAGACUGCAUUGCUCUCAUGAUGUAAUGGGAAUGGCAGGUGGGUGAGGACACCUUUGACGCCCCAUAGAGAGGGGGCCUGGCCCCGUGUUCUUUGGUGUUUACCUUGCGCAGUUUAUAGCAGGUCGUUGCAGGUUUCCUUCCCGCUUGGCUUAAGUGGGAAGCAGUCCCUUGGUUUUUCCUUCAGCUGCAGUAUUGCCUAUUUAAUCUAGAAAAGUGAACAAUGUCUGAAAAAGAAUGUUUCUUGUCAUGUGAAGAGAGCUGCUUUUUUCCUUACUGUUUCUCAGGAACACUUGAGACGUAGCCCCGGCAGCCCGUGUUCUGCCGAGGAGUUUUUAGCCAGCCGGGUGUUUGAACGAAUACUCUCCGUUGCAAAUAAGUGGUUCUGCUUUCACAGAAGAACCAGCGUGUCGCUGGUUGUUCUGCUUUCGCAGAAGAACCAGCGUGUCGCUGGCCCUGCGAGAGUAGCGUGCCCUUAAGAAAACGCAGAGCUGUCCGCUGGCAGUGCUCUCAGCAAAACGAAGGCGCAUCUUGGCUCCAGAUUCUCAGUUGUGAGAAUUUUUCAGGCUGGACCUUGUUCUAGAAUAGUUUCAACUCCCCCAUGGUUUGAUGAUGCACGUGCAUUGGAAUCCAUGUUUUCACUUUUUAAAGAUUUGAAUUCCCGCUAUUCUGCCACAUGCCUCUGCUCCCAGCAAGCACGCCUCGGAGUCCCGUUUCUCCUCCUGCCGGCAGCCCUCCUUCCAGCCGGCCUCGCCAGGACCUGGAAGGCUUGGCGCAAAUCACAGCACCACGAUGGUCCCUCUCGAAAACACACUUCUGCUUUGUUGAGUGUUAGGAUGCACGAAAAGAGUAUUUUUCCCAGAUACAGAAUGUUUGUAUCAACUCACUGUCUCGGCGCAGAUUUUUUUCUUUUCUUAAGGGAGCUCUCAGUUUGCCGUUGAAAUUCUUUCUACCGGUGAUUCGUUAGCCGCAUGAGAUGACUGUUGGGGGUUUUCCUUAAGUGUUGAUGAUAAUCUUUUGAUUUCCCUGGAGUCUAGUGUUAAGUUAGUAGAAGGAACUGGCAGUCUGGAGUGAUUGAUUUGAUAUCGAUUUCCUUGUUGUGUCGGUUUUGUGUGGUGGUUCCAAAAUCCAACAACGUGAAACUCUUCUACGUGUCAAAAUGUUUGCACAUUUUAAAAUAAAAUAAAGUUGAUAGUU